Cooperia oncophora is the source of this 2355-nucleotide messenger RNA. The record is from the annotation of a GenBank genome assembly. Lineage: Eukaryota; Metazoa; Nematoda; Chromadorea; Rhabditida; Trichostrongylidae.
AUGGUCAGGCUGGGAGGAAUUAAUAGAUCGGGGUUAUCGCGACUAUUCGCGAUUCUACUUGUUUUUGUUAGAGUUCUAAAGGAAAAUUACAAAUUUGAUCUGACCAAUCAACACAGAGCUGAACUCAAUCAGUAUCUACAAAUGGUCAUCGAGAAAUUGGUCGACAAUGAUGCCGCUGUUUAUCAGUACUUGUCUGUACUGAAGCUCGCGACUAACAGAGAUUUAUCGCCAAAUCUCUAUCCUGUUUUGUAUACAUUUGCAGUGGUUGUCAUGCAAGACAGUCAUACGCUCCCACCGGAAAUUCUUAAGCAGUACGAAGCGUCACCUGCAAUUAAAGGGUCGCCAUUGUCGAUGCACGAAAUUCGUCGCCUUAUUCACGAACGCAUUCAACUCAAAAUUACGGCUGAAUUCAAGGAAUACCAAUAUGUGGAAACAGUUUUUGGCAAACCUAGUGAUUACGAAGAGUUAGUUGCACAUGCAAUUAAGGUCAGGAACGAAACCUUGAAAAUAGCAGACAAGCAUCCUGGAGUGUUCUCCUUCAUUGAUAGUAAGAAGCGAACUGAAUUAGUUAAGUCGGCAGAUCCCUUUCUAUCCGAGUUUUUGGAGCAAGUGCAGAAAGAGGAGAAAAGGGUCAAGAAGAAAAGGACGACUUUUCCAGCUUCUUCCAGCCAGCCCUUUCGGGGCAGGGAUUCGACAUGGCGCCCCGAUUCCGGGCUUUCGAAUACAUGCCAAGAAACAAGCCUUACCUCAGCAUGGAGCGCAGCAGAUACGGAAACCGCUUGGCGUCUCGCACGCCUUACCAGAAAUUCCGGGGAGGCAAGUCCGAGAGAUCUAGAAGUCGUGCUUCCUCUUCGAUUCACGAUCACAUCUCUAUGUGGGAUGGCUCUCGAGCCGAAUGCUUUGGUUCUCGAUACCAUUAUUAACGGAUACACGAUCCCAUUUGAGACGGUUCUCGAGCCCCUACCUAGAGUUGAAAAUCGUAAAUCAGCUCGGAUGAAUGCAGCUUUCAAGUCGCUUUUUGCCAUAAACUCGUUCUCCACCCUCUGCGUGGCAGAGGGUAAGAAGUUGAGAUUGGUUUUGGACCUUUCUGCUCUCAAUAGAAUUUUGACAAGGGAGCACGUGAAAUUCGAUGAUUUGGCGAGAGUGCAACAUCUUUCACCCAGGGAAGGGUUUAUGACAACGUUUGACUUGAAAGGAGGUUACCAUCACAUUCGAUUCUGCCCUUCGGUUUGGCAACUGCGCCUCAUAUUUUUACAAAAAUGCUUAGACCCCUUAGUCAGAAAAUGGAGAGGAGAAGGCAAAGGCGUGGCGAUGUACUUGGAUGACGGGCUAAUUUGGCCAGUUCCAGGGACGAAUGCGAAAGAGUAUCAGCCGCUAUUAGAAACGAUCUCAGAUGUUUUGGCAGAAGACAAGUGCCGUUGGUUCCCGACUACUCGCACCAUAUGGUUAGGUUACGCCAUAGACUUGAAACAGUUCGAGAUCUCGAUCUCAGUUGAAAGGAUAGAUAGGGCAAUCGUUCUGCUCAGACGUAUGUUGAAAGAAAGAGCUCCGUCGUUACACACAAGACUGAGAUGGACGGGCACACUUGCAUCGAUGAGUCUAGUGAUUUCAGAUCAAGAUAAAAGGCAAUCCAGGUCCGUGGCAACUGAGGUGGCAGCAGCGCAAUCACGUGAGUGUUCUCUUGGUUAUAGGUGGUCACUGUCCACCAGAGAGAAAAGAGAUAGAUUUUCGGAUAAAUCGACUAAAGCAGGACUGUUUAGUUCACUUUCACCAUCGAAGGAGCUCUCCAUGCCAGAUUUCACUAUAGAAGUUGAUGCCUCAGCCCACUCAGUGGGGGCAGUACUGAAAGGGGAAGAUACGAAUCUAGCACAAGUAGAGAACUGUUUGCGUUACAUUUCGGUUUGCUUACAUUUGGCCCCACACUUUCGGGUCACAUUUUUGUUGAAAACAGAUAACCAGGGAGCAUGCAGAAUACAUAAAGUAGGAAGCCUAAUCGAGGACCUACAAAAGCAAGCAGAAGGCAUUUGGGAACUAGAAACUUGGUAUCCCUUGUGGUUAGUACCUCCUCCUAGUUUGGUUGCUAAAUCGUUAUCAUGGGCUCGUCACCAUCAAUCGCUGGGAAUUUUGGGGUGCCCGUAUUGGCCAUCGCAAGCCUACUUUCUCAUACUGAAACCGGAUGGUCAGAGAUGGGCCAAUUUUGUGCGGAACGGUGUGCUAUUCCCAGUAGGAUCGAGACUUUUCGAACCAUGUCCAAAUUCUAAGGUGUUGAACAGCGAGUUCCCGAAGGUGCGAUUCCUGUUCCUACUGAUAGACUUCAGGGAAGCUAAAUUACCACGAAGGGAGCUCAAUUUCUGA